Molecule: messenger RNA, 2461 nt
Organism: Dromaius novaehollandiae (emu)
Lineage: Eukaryota; Metazoa; Chordata; Aves; Casuariiformes; Dromaiidae
Product: methylcrotonoyl-CoA carboxylase beta chain, mitochondrial
Exons: 18
Coding region: 258-1997 (579 amino acids)
Biological process (GO): L-leucine catabolic process
Cellular component (GO): methylcrotonoyl-CoA carboxylase complex; mitochondrion
Molecular function (GO): methylcrotonoyl-CoA carboxylase activity
Source: RefSeq, a predicted model, not a curated record
GGGCUGGCUGGGCUUUCGGCAGGGCCUGCGCCCGGGCCGCGGCCCCUUCCCUGCGUGCGGCGCAGCCCGCCGCCCGCUACGGGCGCAGUUCUGCCUCCCGCGUGCUGCCGUCCGGCGCGGGGCGGCCCGCGGCGCCCGGGGCUGGCUGGGCGCCCGCCGCGGCGCCCGGGCGCGCGGUGCCCAUUGGCUGCGGCGGGGGGAGUGGCGGCGGCGGCGGCGGCGGCGGCGGCGGCGGGCCGCUCUCGCCUCUCGCCGCCAUGCUGCUGGGCCGCUGGCGGUUCCUGCGCCGCGCUGCCGCGGCCCGCUCCGCCCGCGCCUACCGCGGCGACGCGGUGGCGGCCGUGGGCUCGCCGCCCGACGCCAGCUCCUCGCUGUACCAGGAAAACUAUGAGCGAAUGAAAGCACUAGUAAAUGAACUCAAAGAGCAAGCAGAAAAAAUCAAAUUAGGAGGUGGAGAAAAAGCCCGUAAGCUUCACACAUCGAGAGGAAAGCUGUUACCCAGAGAGAGAAUUGACAGGCUUAUUGAUCCAGGGUCUCCGUUCUUGGAGUUCUCCCAGUUUGCAGGUUACCAACUGUAUGGUAAGGAAGAGGUACCAGCAGGAGGCAUUAUCACAGGCAUUGGACGAGUAUCUGGGGUGGAAUGCUUGAUUGUUGCUAAUGAUGCAACUGUCAAGGGUGGUACCUAUUAUCCCAUCACUGCUAAGAAACAUUUACGUGCUCAAGAAAUCGCAAUGCAAAAUCAUCUCCCAUGUCUAUACUUGGUUGAUUCUGGAGGAGCCAAUUUACCACGGCAAGCAGAAGUAUUUGCAGAUCGAGAUCAUUUUGGUCGUAUUUUUUAUAAUCAAGCAGUCAUGUCCUCACAAGGAAUUCCACAGAUAGCAGUAGUAAUGGGAUCCUGUACAGGAGGAGGAGCAUAUGUACCUGCAAUGGCAGAUGAAAGUAUUAUUGUUGGCAAACAGGGAACAAUAUUCUUGGGAGGACCACCAUUGGUUAAAGCAGCAACAGGUGAAGAGGUAUCAGCAGAGGAUCUCGGAGGGGCUGAUCUUCACUGCAGAAAAUCAGGUGUAACAGAUCAUUAUGCUUUGGAUGACAGUCAUGCACUUCAUCUAGCUAGGAAAGCUGUAAGAAAUUUAAAUCGACAGAAGAAAGUAGAUGUGACUAUAGAACCAUCAGAAGAGCCUUUAUUUCCUGCUGAUGAAAUAUAUGGAAUAGUUGGUCACCAGCUAAAAAGAAACUUCGAUGUCAAAGAGGUCAUUGCUAGAAUUGUAGAUGGAAGUAAAUUUGAUGAAUUCAAAGCCUUAUAUGGGGAUACUUUAAUCACAGGAUUCGCAAGAAUAUUUGGUUAUCCAGUAGGAAUUAUUGGAAACAAUGGAGUUCUCUUCUCAGAGUCAGCAAAGAAGGGCACACAUUUUAUCCAGUUGUGUUGUCAGAGAAAUAUUCCCCUUGUGUUUUUGCAAAAUAUUACAGGUUUCAUGGUUGGUAGGGAAUAUGAAGCUGGAGGGAUAGCAAAAGAUGGUGCCAAGAUGGUAACUGCUGUAGCGUGUGCCAGUGUACCUAAAAUAACAGUAAUAAUUGGUGGAUCCUAUGGUGCUGGAAACUACGGGAUGUGUGGAAGAUCGUAUAGUCCAAGAUUUCUUUAUAUGUGGCCAAAUGCUCGCAUAUCUGUGAUGGGAGGGGAACAAGCUGCAACUGUUUUAGCUACAAUAGCUAAAGACCAAAAAGCAAGGGAGGGAAAACAGUUAUCUGAGGCAGAUGAAGCAGCUUUGAAGGAGCCAAUCAUUAGGAGGUUUGAGGAGGAAGGAAACCCUUAUUAUUCCAGUGCAAGUUCCUACAUAAGAUCUUGGACCAAAAGAACAAGUUUUCAUUACUGUGGAUCAGCUGCUGAACCAGAAACAAUCCCCGAUGACAUGAAGUACCACUACAGUCUUGGAGGGAUUCAACCACCUGCACCUUGGAGCCAAGCCAUUUGUCAGCCAAAAUCAGCAGUUGCUUAUUGAUUAUGGGAUGAUGGAAUUAUUGAUCCAGCUGACACGAGACUGGUUUUGGGCCUCAGUAUCAGUGCAGCACUAAAUGCACCUACUAAGAAGACAGAAUUUGGGGUUUUCAGGAUGUAAUAGAAAUGCGUACUACAUGUCAUAAUCAGCUGUGUAUAUUUUAAUUGGGGCUAGAGAGCAAACUAAUUGCAAUGUUGAGGUGUUUUAAACUGAUUAAAAAAUAAAGAUUUGUACACUGUUUUGGAUGGAAGUGUCCUAAUUACAUUUUCACUGAAUAAUCCUCACACUGUGCUUUAGUGUUUUAACACUGAUUUCAGGUCGGUCACUGGUAGUGCUUGUAUAACACCACAGUGUCCAUUUGGUGAUUAACUUGUAACUUCUGACAUUAAGUUAAAUGUUUGACAAGAAACAUUCAUAUUAUCUCUUAAAUAAAAUUGUGCAAAAUAAAAUCUGCAAAAUAGGCUGUA